AUGCCUCCCCUCACAAUCCGCCCCGCCUCGCUGUCCCGCGGCGAUGCCGACCUCUUCCUAGACUUCUGGGACUCCCAAAUCGCAUGGCUGGCAAACAACGGCGGCGCCGACCAAUGGGGCACCGUACCCAUCCGCACCGCACGUCCCGAAGCAAUCGACAAAGUCCUUUCUUGGAUAACGAGAAGCGAGACUGGCACGUCAUGGGGUCCAGAGUGGAGGCGUGCGUUCGUUGCGGAAGUUGCAGAUGAGAAUGAUGAGAGGACCCCAGUCGCGAGUAUUAGCCUGCAGUCAACGCCUGCGAAGUAUGUAACAGAUUAUCUGGCCGAAGACGAUGAGCCGUACGUGUACGUGAUCUGGCUCAUGACGAAUCGCGAUGCCGGAGAGGCGGCGAAAGGGGUGGGAGGGGCGUUGAUUGAGUAUGCGAAGGGAGUGUGUAGGGAGGUUGGGGUGAGGAGAAUGUGUCUUGAUUGUUAUCGUGGGAAUGAUCGGAAGCUUGUCAAGUACUACGAGAAGCAAGGGUUCACGAUUGUUAAGGACUUCACGGCUGGAGAGAAGGAGUGGCCGGGGAGUGUAAUGGAGAUGAGGGUCUGA
Fulvia fulva is the source of this 591-nucleotide messenger RNA. RefSeq lists its product as uncharacterized. The transcript has 2 exons. NCBI's taxonomy places the organism in Eukaryota, Fungi, Ascomycota, Dothideomycetes, Mycosphaerellales, Mycosphaerellaceae. The record is from RefSeq and is a predicted model, not a curated record. The coding region runs from base 1 to 591 and encodes 196 amino acids. Gene Ontology annotation, molecular function: acyltransferase activity, transferring groups other than amino-acyl groups.